CCCGGCUGCUCGCCGCCGCUUUCGCUCGCUCGCUCCGCGUCUCGGCCGGAGGAGGAGGCAGUGGCGCCGGCGACAGCUACGGCAACGGCAGCCACCGCGGCGGCGGCAGCGGCGGCGGCGACAUCUCCGCCUCCACCCCCGCCCGGGACGGCCCCCCACCGUCUCCCCGCCCCUCCCGGUCCUCUAACCCGCCGCGGGGCGGAGGAAGGAGCCGGCCCCCACCCCCUCCAAACCCACCCCCAAAGAGAUCCCUCCUCCCCUCCCCCCCACUGCCUCUGGCGCGGAGCCGGGACGAUGCUGACCCCUUAGAUCCUGCUCCAGCUGCGCCGAGGGAAGAGGGGGCGCCCCUCCCCGGACCCUUGCCCUCUACCGGGUGGCCCCUUUUCUUCUUCCCUCUCUCGGGGGGCUGCUUCGCCGAAGGUAGCGCCGAUUCGGGCAAUCGGAGCCUGGGCGCGAAGCGAAGAAGCCGGAACAAAGUGAGGGGAAGCCGGCCGGCUAGUAGGGGAGCCCCCGGGAACCCAGGGGAAGCGGGACUCUCGCCAGGCGGGGCUUCCCUGCGACCCGGCGCCCCGAGGGCAGCAUGCCCCUGCGGGCAAGGGGAGCAGGGCUGAACUGGCCCUCCUGGGGGCUCAGCAAGCUCUCUAGAGCCCCCCACAUGCUCCCCCGCCGGGGUCCCCCAGUUGCUUGAGGAUACCUCCUCUGAGGGGCGCCGCUCGCCCCUCUUCGGACCCCCCACCCCCGGGCCCCGGCUGGCCAGAGGAUGGACGAGGAGGAGGAUGGAGCGGGCGCCGAGGAGUCGGGACAGCCCGGGAGCUUCACGCAGCUCAACGACCUGUCCGGGGCCGGGGUCCGGCAGGGGCCGGGGUCGACGGAAAAGGACCCGGGCAGCGCGGACUCCGAGGCGGAGGGGCUGCCGUACCCGGCGUUGGCCCCGGUGGUUUUCUUCUACUUGAGCCAGGACAGCCGCCCGCGGAGCUGGUGUCUCCGCACGGUCUGUAACCCCUGGUUCGAGCGCAUCAGCAUGUUGGUCAUUCUUCUCAACUGUGUGACUCUUGGUAUGUUCAGGCCAUGCGAGGACAUUGCCUGUGACUCCCAGCGCUGCCGGGUCUUGCAGGCCUUCGAUGACUUCAUCUUUGCCUUCUUUGCCGUGGAAAUGGUGGUGAAGAUGGUGGCCUUGGGCAUCUUUGGGAAGAAAUGUUACCUGGGAGACACUUGGAACCGGCUUGACUUUUUCAUUGUCGUUGCGGGGAUGCUGGAGUAUUCGCUGGACCUGCAGAACGUCAGCUUCUCAGCAGUCAGAACAGUCCGUGUGCUGCGACCGCUCAGGGCCAUUAACCGGGUGCCCAGCAUGCGCAUCCUCGUCACGUUACUGCUGGACACCUUGCCUAUGUUGGGCAAUGUCCUGCUACUCUGUUUCUUCGUUUUUUUCAUCUUUGGCAUCGUUGGUGUCCAGCUGUGGGCAGGGCUGCUGCGGAACCGAUGUUUCCUCCCUGAGAAUUUCAGCCUCCCCCUGAGCGUGGACCUGGAGCCUUACUACCAGACAGAGAAUGAGGAUGAGAGUCCCUUCAUCUGCUCCCAGCCAAGGGAGAGUGGCAUGCGGUCCUGCAGGAGCGUGCCCACCCUUCGUGGGGAAGGUGGUGGUGGCCCGCCCUGUGGUCUGGACUAUGAGGCCUAUAACAGUUCCAGCAACACCACCUGCGUUAACUGGAACCAGUACUACACCAACUGCUCUGCAGGCGAGCACAACCCCUUCAAAGGCGCCAUCAACUUUGACAACAUCGGUUAUGCCUGGAUCGCCAUCUUCCAGGUCAUCACCCUGGAGGGCUGGGUCGACAUCAUGUACUUUGUGAUGGAUGCUCAUUCCUUCUACAACUUCAUCUACUUCAUCCUCCUCAUCAUCGUGGGCUCCUUCUUCAUGAUCAACCUGUGCCUGGUGGUGAUUGCCACACAGUUCUCAGAGACCAAGCAGCGGGAGAGUCAGCUGAUGCGGGAGCAGCGUGUGCGAUUCCUGUCCAACGCCAGCACCCUGGCAAGCUUCUCCGAGCCAGGCAGCUGCUAUGAGGAGCUGCUCAAGUACCUGGUGUACAUCCUCCGCAAAGCAGCCCGCAGGCUGGCCCAGGUCUCUAGGGCUGCAGGUGUGCGGGCUGGGUUGCUUAGCAGCCCAGUGACCCAUGGUGGGCAGGAGCCCCAGCCCAGUGGCAGCUGCUCUCGUUCACACCGUCGUCUAUCUGUCCACCACCUGGUGCACCACCAUCACCAUCAUCACCACCACUACCACCUGGGUAAUGGGACGCUCAGAGUUCCCCGGGCCAGCCCAGAGAUCAAGGACAGGGAUGCCAAUGGGUCUCGCCGGCUCAUGCUGCCACCACCCUCUACACCCACUCCCUCUGGGGGCCCUCCGAGGGGUGCGGAGUCUGUGCACAGCUUCUACCAUGCCGACUGCCAUUUGGAGCCAGUCCGUUGCCAGGCACCCCCUCCCAGGUCCCCAUCGGAGGCAUCUGGCAGGACUGUGGGUAGUGGGAAGGUGUACCCCACUGUGCACACCAGCCCUCCACCAGAGAUGCUGAAGGAUAAGGCACUAGUGGAGGUGGCCCCCAGUCCUGGGCCCCCCACCCUCACCAGCCUCAACAUCCCACCUGGGCCCUUCAGCUCCAUGCACAAGCUACUGGAGACACACAGUACGGGAGCCUGCCAUAGCUCCUGCAAGAUCUCCAGCCCUUGCUCCAAGGCAGACAGUGGAGCCUGUGGGCCAGACAAUUGCCCCUACUGUGCCCGGACGGGGGCAGGGGAGCCAGAGUCUGCUGACCAUGAAAUGCCCGAUUCAGACAGUGAGGCUGUGUAUGAGUUCACACAGGAUGCUCAGCACAGUGACCUCCGGGACCCCCACAGCCGACGGCAGCGGAGCCUGGGCCCAGAUACAGAGCCUAGUUCUGUGCUGGCUUUCUGGAGACUCAUCUGUGACACCUUCCGGAAGAUCGUAGAUAGCAAAUACUUUGGCCGGGGAAUUAUGAUCGCUAUCCUGGUCAAUACACUCAGCAUGGGCAUCGAGUACCACGAGCAGCCCGAGGAGCUCACCAACGCCCUGGAAAUCAGCAACAUCGUCUUCACCAGCCUCUUUGCCUUGGAGAUGCUGCUGAAGCUGCUCGUAUACGGUCCCUUUGGCUACAUUAAGAAUCCCUACAACAUCUUUGAUGGUGUCAUCGUUGUUAUCAGUGUGUGGGAGAUUGUGGGCCAGCAGGGAGGUGGCCUGUCGGUGCUGCGGACCUUCCGCCUGAUGCGGGUGCUGAAGCUCGUACGCUUCCUGCCGGCGCUGCAGCGGCAGCUCGUGGUGCUCAUGAAGACCAUGGACAACGUGGCCACCUUCUGCAUGCUGCUCAUGCUCUUCAUCUUCAUCUUCAGCAUCCUGGGCAUGCAUCUCUUUGGUUGCAAGUUUGCAUCUGAACGGGAUGGGGACACGUUACCAGACCGGAAGAAUUUUGACUCCCUGCUCUGGGCCAUCGUCACUGUCUUUCAGAUUCUGACUCAGGAGGACUGGAAUAAAGUCCUCUACAAUGGCAUGGCCUCCACAUCGUCUUGGGCUGCCCUUUACUUCAUCGCCCUCAUGACGUUUGGCAACUACGUGCUCUUUAACCUGCUCGUCGCCAUUCUGGUAGAGGGCUUCCAGGCAGAGGAAAUCAGCAAACGGGAAGAUGCGAGUGGACAGUUAAGCUGUAUUCAGCUGCCUGUCGACUCCCAGGGGGGAGAUGCCACCAAGUCUGAGUCAGAGCCUGAUUUCUUUUCACCCAGCGUGGACGGUGAUGGGGAUAGGAAGAAGCACCUGGCCUUGGUGGCCUUGGGAGAACACCCUGAACUACGAAAGAGCCUUCUGCCACCCCUCAUCAUCCACACAGCUGCUACACCAAUGUCACUGCCCAAGAGCUCCAGCACAGGUGUGGGGGAAGCCUUGGGCCCUGGCUCUCGACGCACCAGUAGCAGUGGGUCGGCUGAACCUGGAGCUGCCCAUCAUGAGAUGAAGUCACCGCCAAGUGCCCGCAGCUCCCCACACAGUCCCUGGAGUGCGGCAAGCAGCUGGACCAGCAGGCGCUCCAGCCGGAACAGCUUGGGCCGGGCCCCCAGCCUAAAGCGUAGGAGCCCGAGUGGAGAGCGGCGGUCCCUGCUGUCAGGAGAGGGUCAGGAGAGCCAGGAUGAAGAGGAAAGUUCUGAAGAGGAGCGGGCCAGCCCAGCAGGCAGUGAUCAUCGCCACAGGGGUUCCUUGGACCGUGAGGCCAAGAGUUCCUUUGACCUGCCUGACACCCUGCAGGUGCCAGGGCUUCACCGCACAGCCAGUGGCCGAAGCUCUGCUUCUGAGCACCAAGACUGCAAUGGCAAGUCAGCUUCAGGGCGUUUGGCUCGGACCCUGAGGCCUGACGACCCCCCGCUCGAUGGGGAUGAUGGGGAUGAUGAGGGCAACCUGAGCAAAGGGGAACGAUUACGAGCCUGGGUCCGAGCCCGGCUUCCUGCCUGUUGCCGAGAGCGAGACUCCUGGUCUGCCUACAUCUUCCCUCCUCAGUCAAGGUUCCGCCUCCUGUGUCACCGGAUUAUCACCCACAAGAUGUUUGACCACGUGGUCCUUGUCAUCAUCUUCCUCAACUGUAUCACCAUCGCCAUGGAGCGCCCCAAAAUUGACCCCCAUAGCGCUGAACGAAUCUUCCUAACCCUCUCCAAUUACAUCUUCACCGCAGUCUUCCUGGCUGAAAUGACCGUGAAGGUGGUGGCACUGGGCUGGUGCUUUGGGGAGCAGGCCUACCUGCGCAGCAGCUGGAAUGUGCUGGAUGGCUUGCUGGUGCUCAUCUCUGUCAUCGACAUCCUGGUAUCCAUGGUCUCCGACAGUGGCACCAAGAUCCUUGGCAUGCUGAGGGUGCUGCGGCUGCUGCGGACCCUACGCCCGCUCAGGGUCAUCAGCCGGGCCCAGGGGCUGAAGCUGGUGGUAGAGACGCUGAUGUCCUCUCUCAAGCCCAUUGGCAACAUUGUGGUCAUCUGCUGUGCCUUCUUCAUCAUUUUUGGCAUUCUGGGGGUGCAGCUCUUCAAAGGGAAGUUCUUCGUGUGUCAGGGUGAGGACACUAGGAACAUCACCAACAAAUCAGACUGUGCUGAGGCCAGUUACCGGUGGGUCCGGCAUAAGUACAACUUUGACAACCUGGGCCAGGCUCUGAUGUCCCUGUUCGUGCUGGCCUCCAAGGAUGGUUGGGUUGACAUCAUGUAUGAUGGGCUGGAUGCUGUAGGUGUGGACCAGCAGCCCAUCAUGAACCACAACCCCUGGAUGCUGCUAUACUUCAUCUCCUUCCUGCUCAUCGUGGCCUUCUUUGUCCUGAACAUGUUCGUGGGCGUGGUGGUGGAGAACUUCCACAAGUGUCGACAGCACCAGGAGGAGGAGGAGGCCCGGCGUCGAGAGGAGAAGAGACUCAAGAGGCUGGAGAAAAAGAGAAGGAGUAAGGAGAAGCAGAUGGCCGAUCUAAUGUUGGACGAUGUAAUUGCUUCCGGCAGCACAGCCAGCGCUGCGUCAGAAGCCCAGAGCAAGCCCUACUACUCCGGCUACUCCCGCUUCCGGCUCCUAGUCCACCACCUGUGUACCAGCCAUUACUUGGACCUCUUCAUCACCGGCGUCAUUGGGCUGAAUGUGGUCACUAUGGCCAUGGAACACUACCAGCAGCCCCAGAUCCUGGACGAGGCUCUGAAGAUCUGCAAUUACAUCUUCACGGUCAUCUUUGUCUUGGAGUCCGUCUUCAAACUUGUGGCCUUUGGCUUCCGCCGUUUCUUCCAGGACAGGUGGAAUCAGCUGGACCUGGCUAUUGUGCUCCUGUCCAUCAUGGGCAUCACGCUGGAGGAGAUUGAAGUCAAUGCUUCGCUGCCCAUCAACCCUACCAUCAUCCGUAUCAUGAGGGUGCUCCGCAUUGCCCGAGUGCUGAAGCUGCUGAAGAUGGCUGUGGGCAUGCGGGCGCUGCUGGACACGGUGAUGCAGGCCCUGCCCCAGGUGGGGAACCUGGGACUUCUCUUCAUGCUAUUGUUUUUCAUCUUUGCAGCUCUGGGCGUGGAGCUCUUUGGAGACCUGGAGUGUGAUGAGACACACCCCUGUGAGGGCUUGGGCCGGCAUGCCACCUUUAGGAACUUUGGUAUGGCCUUUCUGACCCUCUUCCGAGUCUCCACCGGUGACAAUUGGAAUGGCAUUAUGAAGGACACCCUCCGAGACUGUGACCAGGAGUCCACCUGCUACAACACAGUCAUCUCACCCAUCUACUUCGUGUCGUUCGUGCUCACGGCCCAGUUCGUACUGGUCAACGUGGUCAUAGCUGUGCUGAUGAAGCACCUGGAAGAAAGUAACAAAGAGGCCAAGGAGGAGGCGGAGCUGGAGGCGGAGCUGGAGGCGGAGCUGGAGAUGAAGACGCUCAGCCCGCAGCCCCACUCCCCGCUGGGCAGCCCCUUCCUCUGGCCUGGGGUGGAGGGUGUCAAUAGCCCUGGCAGCCCUAAGCCUGGGGCUCCACACACCACGGCCCACCUUGGAGCAGCCUCGGGCUUCUCCCUUGAACACCCCACGAUGGUACCCCACCCCGAGGAGGCGCCAGUCCCCCUGGGACCAGACCUGCUGACCGUGAGGAAGUCUGGUGUCAGUCGGACGCACUCUCUGCCCAAUGACAGCUACAUGUGCCGCAAUGGGAGCGUGUCUGAGAGAGCCCUAGGACACAGGGGCUGGGGGCUCCCCAAAGCCCAGUCAGGCUCCAUCUUGUCUGUUCACUCCCAACCAGCAGACACCAGCUGCAUUCUUCAGCUUCCCAAAGAUGCACCCUAUCUACUCCAGCCUCAUGGGGCCCCCACCUGGGGUGCCAUCCCUAAACUACCCCCACCAGGCCGCUCCCCUCUGGCUCAGAGGCCGCUCAGGCGUCAGGCAGCAAUAAGAACUGACUCCCUGGACGUGCAGGGCCUGGGUAGCCGGGAAGACCUGCUGUCAGAGGUGAGUGGGCCCUCCUGCCCUCUGACCCGAUCCUCAUCCUUCUGGGGCGGGUCGAGCAUCCAGAUGCAGGAACGGUCUGGCAGCCAGAGCAAGGUCUCCAAGUACAUCCGCCCGCUAGCCCCUUGCCCAGGCCUGGAACCGGGCUGGGCCAAGGACCCUCCAGAGACCAGAAGCAGCUUAGAGCUGGACACGGAGCUGAGCUGGAUUUCAGGAGACCUCCUGCCCAGCAGCCAGGAGGAACCCCUGUCCCCACGGGACCUGAAGAAAUGCUACAGUGUAGAAGCGCAGAGCUGCCGGCGCAGGCCUGGAUCCUGGCUAGAUGAACAGAGAAGACACUCCAUUGCAGUCAGCUGCCUGGACAGCGGCUCCCAGCCCCGCCUAUGUCCAAGCCCCUCAAGCCUGGGGGGCCAACCUCUUGGGGGCCCUGGGAGUCGGCCUAAGAAAAAACUCAGCCCACCCAGUAUCUCUAUAGAUCCCCCGGAGAGCCAGGGCCCUCGGCCCCCAUGCAGUCCUGGUGUCUGCCUCAGGAGGAGGGCGCCAUCCAGUGACUCCAAGGAUCCCUCGGCCUCAGGCCCCCUUGAUGGCACGGCUUCCUCACCCUCCCCAAAGAAAGAUGCGCUGAGUCUCUCUGGUUUGUCCUCUGACCCAACAGACCUGGACCCCUGAGUCCUGCCCACUCUCCCUGUCACCUUUCUCUACUGGGUGCAGAUCCUAGCUCCGCCUCCUGGGCAGUAUUUCUGGAAAGUCCCACGUACACAGCGAGGCGCUUCGCCUGCCCUCUUUAGUGGCUGGGGAAGAGUCUGAAGAGAGCACAGCCCUGGCACCACCGCCACCUCCGGGAAGAAAGAGAGAGAGAGGGAGAGAGAAGCCCAGUCUGGCAGAGGCUCCCGACACCAGGAGCUGUUGGGAGAAAGCAAUACGUUUGUGCAGAAUCUCUAUGUAUAUUCUAUUUUAUUAAAUUAAUUGAAUCUAGUAUAUGCCGGAUGUACGACAUUUUGUGACUGAAGAGACUUGUUUCCUUCUACUUUUAUGUGUCUCAGAAUAUUUUUGAGGCGAAGGCGUCUGUCUCUUGGCUAUUUUAACCUAAAAUAACCAGUCUAGUUAUAUUCCCUCUUCUUGCAAAGCACAAGCAAGGACCGUGAGUGCAUUACAACCCAACGGUGGCCCAUCUUCAGUGGAAAGCGAGAACCAUUUUGGAAACUGUCAUGUAACUUAUUUUCUCCUUUAACCUCGUCAUCGUUUUCUGUAGGGGGAAAAAAGAGAAAAAGAGAAAAAAAAUGAGAUUUUACAAAUGAAAUGGAACCUUUUUAUAUAUACAUACAUACAUAUCUAUAUAUCUAUAUAUCUAUAUAAAAUAAAGUAAUUUUCCAAAAUAAAAAGUUAA
Messenger RNA from Onychomys torridus (southern grasshopper mouse), 8369 nucleotides. RefSeq names its product calcium voltage-gated channel subunit alpha1 G (gene Cacna1g). The record is from RefSeq and is a predicted model, not a curated record. Gene Ontology annotation, biological process: positive regulation of calcium ion-dependent exocytosis; calcium ion import; membrane depolarization during action potential. Gene Ontology annotation, molecular function: low voltage-gated calcium channel activity; voltage-gated sodium channel activity. NCBI's taxonomy places the organism in Eukaryota, Metazoa, Chordata, Mammalia, Rodentia, Cricetidae. The transcript has 36 exons. Gene Ontology annotation, cellular component: plasma membrane; voltage-gated calcium channel complex; neuron projection. Bases 761 to 7651 code for a protein of 2296 amino acids.